Messenger RNA from Habropoda laboriosa, 4569 nucleotides. RefSeq names its product neogenin-like (gene fra). Gene Ontology annotation, biological process: cell-cell adhesion. Bases 112 to 4569 code for a protein of 1485 amino acids. Lineage: Eukaryota; Metazoa; Arthropoda; Insecta; Hymenoptera; Apidae. Gene Ontology annotation, molecular function: protein binding. The transcript has 26 exons. The record is from RefSeq and is a predicted model, not a curated record. Gene Ontology annotation, cellular component: membrane.
GGAAUUGGCAUGUGUUCGCUCGACAGGACAUUGUAUGCUCGUGCAGCAAUCGUGUGAAGAAAUUACGGUGGGUUUUUGUACGCGUCGGAGUCUGUGACACCCGCUGGCCCAAUGGAGCUGCGUAUUCUAGCUAUCUCUUUGGCUUUGUUGACAUUCGUCGUAUUAGGUAAUGGAGGUGGAUUGUAUUUUACCAUUGAGCCACAAGAUGUGGUGGUUGAACAGGGAGGUCCAGCUAGAUUGGAUUGUGAAGCAAAAAGUGAUUUUGGUAAACCUGGUAUACAGUGGAGAACUGAUGAUGGACAGCCAAUUAAUUUUAUUGGAGACAGUUACCGAUCUCAGUUAGCAAAUGGAUCCUUGUACAUAAAUAGUGUUUAUGGCAGUAGCCCGGAAUUGACUGGAAGCUAUCAGUGUUUAGCUUCUGUAGAUGAUGUUGGAGCUAUUGUAUCUCGAACUGCAACAAUUAAGAUUGCAAGCUUGCCAGGAUUUGAAAGGGAACCUCAAGAUAGUAUGGUUUAUCCAGGACAAAUUGCAUAUUUAAGUUGUACACUUCUUACAUCCUCCAAUUCAUUGAUUAUACAAUGGCUAAAAGAUGAACAUCCACUAAUUCUUAAUGAAAGUCGAAUGACAGUAUUACCAUCAGGUGCAUUGGAAAUUGAUGAUGUUAACAUUCAAGAUGUUGGAUCAUACAGAUGUAAUGCUAGUAGCUAUGGACAAUAUAGACUCAGUAACAAAGCACAAUUAGGAUUAUUAACAAGUGAUAUUGAUCAAGAAAGUACUCCACCAGUCUUUAUUGCUAAGCCAUUACAACAAGUGGCUAUUGAAGGAUCAACAGUCACUCUUGAGUGUGCUGCCAAUGGCUAUCCAAAGCCAAGUAUACUUUGGUUGAAAGAUGGUGUUGCCAUUGACUUAACAUCUUUUGCAUCUAGGUACAGCACAGUUGCAGCAUCUAGUCUUGUGAUUAGUAAUGUCCAAGAAAUAGAUGAUGGUUCUUAUCAGUGUCGUGCAGAUAAUGAAGUUGAAACAUUGGAUGCAGCUGCUGAUUUAAUUGUACAAGUUCCACCAAAAUUUAUAAAAAAGCCAGAGGAUAAGGUAGCUAGUGAAAAUCAAGAUCUGGAAUUUGAAUGUGAAAUUUAUGGAAAGCCAGAACCAAAAAUUACUUGGCUGAAAAAUGGAGAACGCAUUACCUUAAGUGCAUAUUGGCAAAUUGUUAAUGGUUAUAAUCUUAGAAUUAACGGCCUAUUACCGAUAGAUGCUGGAAUUUUUCAAUGUAUCGGAACAAAUUCUGCCGGAAGUGUACAAGCUGCAGCGCGUUUAACAAUAAAUCAACCUAAGAAGGCAAAUUCCCAUAAAACAACUACUCCAAAGACUGCUCCCAAGAGAAAAUUAUUAUUGCAUCGGCAAUUGUAUAAUAAAACGUGGCAGCACCCGAGUACCCUUUUAGGUCACGCAAUGUCAGCGUUCACGCCCAAUCCUCCGCUCUCCAUUAGUCCCUCUGAUGACCCCGCAGAUCUUCCUGGAUCUGUUAGAUUUCCUAAUUCCCUUUACGAUCCAAAAUCCCAUUUUGUAGAUGACACAGACAGCUUGGAGUCAAUAGAAGGAAGUGUCCCGUCAGCACCAAGGAAUUUAAGUCUCGUCAUUGUCACCGCCAGAUUCGUAACUUUACGGUGGCAAGAACCAGAGAAUACAAAUGGAGAGAUUCUAAAUUAUUAUAUUUAUUAUAAACAAGAAGGUGUUCAAAGAGAACGAGUUAUUAAUACGCAACAAAAGUUAGAAGAAGUAAUACGAGGUUUACAACCAAGUAUGACGUAUCAAUUUCGAGUGGUUGCUUUGAAUGAAAGAGGUCCUGGAAUGUCUAGUGAAGUAUUACAAGUUACUACACUUACCGAGGUCAAUGUUCCGGGACCUCCGUUGAAUUUAGAGGGCCACGCGACAAGCAGCGUGAGCAUUGCACUAUCUUGGGAAAAGCCACAAGUUGUUAAUGGAAGAAUUUCUAAAUACAUAAUUACGUUUGUAGAGGGUGACAAUGAGGAAAUAACGCGUGAAACUACUAGCACUAUGCACGAAUUAAUAGAUCUCGUGCCUUAUACAGAAUACAGUAUUAAAGUUCAGGCUGUAAACGAGAAUGGUCCUGGAGUGUUUAGUAGAGAUAUCGUAGUCCGGACUCAUAGCGCACAACCUACACAACCACCACACAAUGUUACAGUAGAACCAGUUAGUCCCACAAGUAUCAUAAUAAGAUGGGAACCUCCACUCGAGGGACAAAAUGGAAUUAUCACUGGUUACAAAAUUCGUUAUCGUCGACACGAUCGGGGUUCACAGCCUGUCACUAUAACAACUGAGGGAAAUCAACGCUCACGAGUGCUCACAGGACUUGAGAAACAUGUUGUUUAUCAAGUUCGUAUAUGUGCCUUAAACGUGAAUGGUACUGGACCUUGGACAGAGUGGAUACAGAUAGAAACAUACGAGACCGAGUCCAAUGAGAACAGAGUGCCAAAUACACCCAGCAACUUAAGAACAAAAGUGAUGUCAGACUAUAUACAAGUUUUUUGGAACCCACCGAAAGAUCAAAGUAUUAAAGUAAAAGGAUAUAAGCUUGGAUGGGGAAGGGGAGUUCCGGACGUUGAAGUACGACUUCUUGAUGGGAAAGAACGGUCUUUCACUAUAGAUCAAUUAGAACCAAUCACAGAGUACGUUAUAUCAUUAAGAGCAACGAAUGAUGCUGGUGAUGGACAACCAGCGUAUGCAAAUGUGAGAACUACGGAACGUUCUGUAUCUGAAUUUUCUGUGCCUUUGAUACCGCCUGUUGGUCUUAAAGCUGCUGUUCUUUCCGAUACCACAGUUGUACUGUACUGGACUGAUACAACCUUACCGAAAACUCAAUUCGUAACGGAUAAUCGAUAUUACGUUGUACGUUAUACAUCACAUCAUCAUAGCAGCAACCCCCGCUAUAAGUAUCAUAAUGCCACUGAUCUGAACUGCAUGAUAAAUGAUUUAAAACCAAAUACAUUAUACGAGUUUACAGUAAAACUUGUUAAGGGAAAACGGGAAUCUCCAUGGAGUAUGGUUGUUUCAAAUCAAACUCAGGAAGCUGCACCUAGUUCUGCACCCAGGGAUUUGAUAAUUCAAACUAUCGAAGACCGUCCAACUUCAGUUCAACUACGAUGGCAACCUCCCAAACAACCGAAUGGACCAAUUACAGGAUACAUUAUUUUUUAUUCGACCGACAACACAAAGUGGGAUCGCGAUUGGUUAAUUGAAGGCGUAAUUGGAGAUAAAACUGAAUUCACCGUGAAAGGUCUUCUACCAAGCACAACUUAUUACUUCAAAAUUCAAGCGCGCAAUUCUAAAGGAUACGGCCCUUUUUCCACAACUGUUCCAUUUAAGACUUCUCAGAGCAAUGGCAUGGAUGUCUAUGAUGAAUUGCAUGACCGAGAUGGACGUGGACUUUCAAAUAUAUUGAUCUACAUUAUUGUCGGUUGCUCUAUCGUUCUUCUCACUGGUAUAGCAGUCGUAGUUGUAGUCAUUUGUUGCAAGCGCAGUCCGGAUACUCCCGACCGGAAAAAAGGGUACAUGAAAGAUACCACUCAAAAAACAAACAUCAAGCCACCAGAUCUGUGGAUUCAUCACGAUCAGAUGGAACUGAAAGCUCUUGAAAAAUCUUCCAUAAAUGGAGAGGCAUCUACUAGCGGAGUAGCUAGUAACACAUUACCUCGAUCAAGUAAUCAGGAUUACAGUCAAGAGAACGUGCAUGGAAAUUCCAGUUCAUUGGACAAACGUACUUAUGUGCCAAGUUACAUGGGUAACACUGACGAGAAGUGCUCGACCCUGAGUAGGCAGCAUAGUCGAGGAAGCCACAAACCUAAACUCAUUACACUUCCUGUUGACAGUGCAUCUUUACAUCAACCUAUAGCGACCGCCACACCAAUCGUGAAUACAAGUAUGUCACAGCCAACGAUUCACACGUCGUGCAGUGAUACACCAUCCGUGAGACAGAAUUAUCCUCGAACAGUGGCACAGUACAGCUUGAGUCGAGCACACAUAACGUUAGAACCAACACCAGAAUCGAGUCCAGAUUCUUGCAACAUUUCAACAUCGUACGAACCAAUGCAAAGUCAACAAUUAUCAUAUGCUCCAAGUCAGUCAUAUAGCGGAAAUACUCAGUACGCUUCGGGUGGUCACUAUAGCAACAGUAAUCAACCAUCAGCUGCCAGCGGUGGAACCGACGGUAGUGGGAGCAGUAAAAGAAUGCAGGGUCAUCCUUUGAAAAGCUUUAGCGUGCCAGCACCACCACCACAAUCUGCGCCGUCGACACCAGCCCAACAAAAACAUGGUGUUUCUCAAGUAACUGUAAGACCCACGAUGUCUGGUAGUCCGUACAAGAAACCACAAAGUUCUACGCAAUUAGCAAAGAAUCGAUUAGCCUCAGUUUCAAAUCCGGUGCACACUUCGGAAGAAGUUGAACGGUUGAAGCCUUCUUACAGUACAGAAGAAUUAAACCAAGAGAUGGCUAAUUUAGAGGGUCUUAUGAAAGAUUUGAAUGCCAUAACAGCAUCUGAAUUUGAGUGCUAG